Messenger RNA from Hippopotamus amphibius kiboko, 3451 nucleotides. It is a transcript of the gene FAM81A, whose product is annotated as family with sequence similarity 81 member A. The coding region runs from base 149 to 1255 and encodes 368 amino acids. NCBI's taxonomy places the organism in Eukaryota, Metazoa, Chordata, Mammalia, Artiodactyla, Hippopotamidae. The transcript has 9 exons. The record is from RefSeq and is a predicted model, not a curated record.
GCCGGCGGCCGCCGCACCCAGCCGCGCCGGCGAGGACAGGGGCCGCCGCCGCGCGCCCGCCGCCCGCGCCGAUGUGAAUCAUUAAAAAGAAAAUGGCCCAACGGAGCGCUGUAUUUCCUUCUCUUGUCACCGAGGAAAGGUAUAAUAUAUGGAAAAUAUGCAUCUAAGGCGAGUUAGAACGAUGCCCCGACACAGCCAGACCCUGACCAUGGCGCCCUACUCCUCCGUAAGCCUGGUGGAGCAACUGGAAGACAGGAUCCUCUGCCACGAGAAAACCACGGCCGCCCUCGUGGAGCACGCCUUCCGGAUCAAAGACGACAUCGUCAACAGCUUGCAGAAAAUGCAAAACAAAGGGGGAGGUGACCGCUUGGCCAGGCUUUUCUUGGAGGAGCACAUCAGAAACAUAACUGCAAUAGUGAAGCAGCUGAAUCGGGAUAUCGAGGUACUCCAGGAGCAGAUCCGUGCCCGGGACAACAUUAGCUACGGAACUAAUUCUGCCUUAAAGACUCUGGAGAUGCGGCAGCUCUCCGGCAUGGGAGAUCUCCGGGGGAGAGUGGCCAGAUGUGACGCCAGCAUAGCCAGACUCUCUGCCGAGCACAAAACGACCUAUGAGGGGCUCCAGCACUUGAACAAAGAGCAGCAAGCUGCCAAACUGAUCUUGGAAACAAAAAUCAAAGACGCAGAGGGACAGAUUUCUCAGCUUUUGAACAGGGUGGACUUGUCAAUAUCGGAGCAAAGCACCAAACUGAAGAUGUCCCACAGAGACAGUAACCACCAGCUUCAGCUUUUGGAUACUAAAUUUAAAGGUACAAUUGAGGAGCUCAGUAACCAGAUUUUAUCUGCAAGGAGUUGGUUGCAACAGGAACAAGAACGGAUAGAAAAAGAACUCUUACAGAAAAUCGAUCAGCUUUCCUUGGUUGUUAAGGAAAACAGUGGAGCCAGUGAAAGGGACAUGGAGAAGAAGCUCAGCCAGAUGUCAGCCAGACUGGACAAAAUAGAAGAGAGUCAGAAGAAGAAUAUGGAGGUACAGAGGACAAAACAAGAAGAGGAGAAGGUGCAUGGGCGAAUCAGCCAGCUCGAGUUACAGAUGACCGAGGACAUGAAGGAAAUGAAAGCAGAAGUCGAUGCGGGGUUUACAGCCAUCUAUGAAAGCAUAGGCUCCCUCAGGCAAGUUCUUGAAGCCAAGAUGAAGCUGGACAAGGACCAGCUACAGAAGCAAAUCCAACAGAUGCAGAAGCCGGAAGCUCCCAUGUGAAGGGACUUGGGACAUGGACCUCAAAGGUGGUGUUGCCAGUGGGGCCAGGAGCUGGAUACCUCUGUAGCCAGGCUGUUGCUGCAUUCAGGAGUGUUCUAUUCAUGGCGUGCAUGUGCCAAGAAGUGUGUUUUCAUGGGUCUAAAUGUUUACCUUGAGUCUUGAAAACACUCUCUUUAAAGGUAUUACAUACAGUUUUUACCACUUUAUUCCACUUCCCUAAAUUCAAUGGAAUAUCCUCUCCUCCCUGGAUUUUGAAAGGCUUUUAUCCCUUUCGUUUUAUGAAUGAAAAGACUUAAUUUUCCUUCGAUGAUUGAUGCGUUAGCUAAGACUUUACACUUGAAAAAAAUGUCAUGGUGAUUUUUUUAAGUUAAGAAACUAAUGAAUUAUCUCAAGAAUGUGUUGAUCCUCACCCUAAAUUAAGAGAAUGUCCUGAUAGGUUAGAAUUCAACCUUUGAGUCCAUAUUUGGAUUUUAUUAUUGUUGUCUGUGCAUUUCUUAUAUUGGUUAUCUUCUUGUAAAUCUGUCUUUUGUAGGGGGAGGGGAUUUAACAUUUGGAAAAAAACCUACCAUUUAUGCAGUGAAAAUAGUUUAAAAAUUGAUAACUGCCAUAUAGAUUACAAAUUAAAAUGGAAACUUAAAAUAGUUAUCUAGAUAAUACAAGGGACAAUUAGCUACACCGGCCACCUAGUUAUACCAGGUUUUAAUAUUGAAAACUUUUUUCAAUUUCCCAUAGCCUGUAUAGUGAUAGCCAUAUAUUCAAUAAUGGAAUGGUGGUUAAUAGCCUAUUUAUUACACAAUUAAUUGUUCCUUAAUCAUAAUGGGAUGUUAAAAUUUUUCAGGCUUUUUGAUCUCCUCUAAAUUUUUCCAAAAUUGGCACAAAGUGCUAAGGUUUAUAUAUACUUACUGUAACUGUAUUCUUGUGCCUUGGUUUUAUCACGUCAAUGCACUGUACCGUAUAAAAGUUUUGCGGACAAAAUAGAAGGCACGAUAAUACAUCAGAAUUAUGAUGUAAAAAUGGGAUCUUAUGUAUUUUUUAAAUGUUCUAAACAUUUUAUCGCUGUUACGAUGUUAAUCAUUCAGUUAUCAUUAACGGAAUAGAACUUCGUAGUUUUGUAUGGCCAGAGAAUCAAAUUGAUAUUGCAUUUAUAACAGUGUCAAGAAACGUUCAUUUUGAGCAACUCCAUAGAUGAUGGGUGUUUUAUUUUCUAUCGCCAUAUUUGAUUAGUCAUUGAAAAUUGGCACCAGUGCUAUUUGUUCACCUAUGUAUGUAGAAACUAAUAGUGAGACACACGCCUUUCUAAACUGUGAGGGUGUCCAAGAAAAAGAAAACAGGAAUACUUUGAAAAAUUAAAAAAAAUUUUUUUUGUCUGCCAAGGACUCAGGAAAAUUAAAGCGUUUUCUAUUUUAGAAUACAUCAUAAAUGAAAUCUCUAACUGGCUAUUACUGUUUACCCAUAUAAAUUAUGCUGCUAAAGUACAUAAUAAUGUACCCUCAAUGGCUUGACAAAUUUUUUUUUUUAAUUUCGACCCAAGAAGUCAUAUAAUGAAGAUGUCAUCCAACAUAUAUUUCCUUAUUUUGUCACAGAUCUUUGCAUCGCUGUAUAGGAAGACUACUUCCACUCCACAGUGAAAAAACAAAAAGGUUAAUGCUCUUUUGCAAUUAGAAAGUGAGUUUGCUUUUGUGAUAGAGUAGCUGUGUUUAGUACAGCUCUCCUGGUUUCAGCACAAAUCACAGCACAGAGAGCUGUGGCCCCUCCAGAGACUCUCCUUGGGGGCCCGUGAGGAGGAAGAGUCAGCAUAUGUCACACCUGGGAAGCGGGGGACAGAGGACGCCAGCUGGACUCAGGCCAAGAGGUGACGUGAGCGGGUGAUGCUUGGCUGUCUGCUGAACUGCUCAGGUGCUUCUGAUGCUGCCACCCCCACGUCGGGAGCUCCAGUGGGGGGUUCUCUACCGUGGCUGCAAGUUGGAAUCACCUGGGCAAUUCAAAAAGCUACCGACGCCCGGCCUGCCCCCCUAGACCAACUAAGUCAGAGCCUCUGGGAGGGGGUGCCGGCAGCAGCACGUGUCAGAGGCCCCCAGGUGACUCACGUGUUGUGCGCCCCGCGCUCCAGCGUCCUCUUAUCACCAAAGUUUAAAUGAUAAUCAGCUUCCCUGUACUUUACCAGAAAUUUGCAAUAAAAAGAAUAAAACUUCCAAA